AUGGGACUCAUUUCAUACAGAGAUGAGACGGUAAACCUGGCGAAAAGAGCAGACGGCAAUAACACUGGCAAAUUUGUGAACAGUUAUUAUUCUUAUGGUUCCUCAUCAUCAUGGCAAUCACAACGGUGGAUUUUGUUUGUGAUCGUGGUUGCCGUCGUAUUACUUAUUGUAUUAUAUACGUUUCUCGUCAAUAGGAGAAGACAGAGGACUGGGCGUGCUCCGAUAAGAGGUACUGCAUGGCUAACGCCGCCUUCAUACGGGCAAUCUCAGCAGCAAUAUACCGGAAAUGUACAGCAGCAUACAAAUGAUUAUGUUCCUGAAUAUACAGAAAGAGCUAACGAGCAUGAUCUUGGAUACUACGAUGAGCGGGGUGAAUUUCACCCCAAUGACAAGGCUGCAUGCUUAUCUUCCCCGCCAUUGGUACAAGAAUGUUCAUCAGAAUUCGACAGCUCUUUGGAAAGACCUCCCGCCGCAGUGGUUCAUCAGACUAGUCCUUCAGACAUGGUUAAUGAUUUAACAAGGCCAAAUAUUGGGCAAGUUCCAGUUGCAGGUAACGCGGCAGAGCAACUAGAAGGGUUUUCAGAGGUGAAUGGGACACAGGAAAUAACUCCACCGGAGAGGGCAAAGACGAAUUCAAAAUAA
Saccharomyces kudriavzevii IFO 1802 is the source of this 642-nucleotide messenger RNA. RefSeq names its product Rcr1p (gene RCR1). Gene Ontology annotation, biological process: vesicle-mediated transport. The record is from RefSeq and is a predicted model, not a curated record. The transcript has a single exon. Lineage: Eukaryota; Fungi; Ascomycota; Saccharomycetes; Saccharomycetales; Saccharomycetaceae. The coding region runs from base 1 to 642 and encodes 213 amino acids. Gene Ontology annotation, cellular component: intracellular membrane-bounded organelle.